Molecule: messenger RNA, 2218 nt
Organism: Pseudogymnoascus destructans
Lineage: Eukaryota; Fungi; Ascomycota; Leotiomycetes; Thelebolales; Thelebolaceae
Gene: SP1
Product: Subtilisin-like protease 1
Exons: 3
Coding region: 637-1839 (400 amino acids)
Biological process (GO): proteolysis
Molecular function (GO): serine-type endopeptidase activity
Source: RefSeq, a predicted model, not a curated record
AUGUGUGAUAUGAAGGGGGGGACGCCCCCGUCCCAGAUGACGAAAACAUUCUGUUCGUCUGGCCGCUGUCGUCCCUCCUUCCUCAAUCGUAAUCGCUCCUCCUGCACGCCACGCCCCCGUCCCAGAAGACGAAAACAUUAUGUUCUUCUGGCCUUCCACUCUCGGUAUCAUGUCCCGGAUGAUAUCAUGGGGAUUAUGGAGACGCGGGCAUGCCGGAGCUCGGCAGUGCGUUACCCCUGCCACGAGACGUUGGCAGACCACUCUUGGCACCCUCAGCACCCUCGGCACCCUCAGCUCAACUUCCCAAUCAAGAAGCCCGCUCUUCAUAUCCUCCGCUGCCAGCGUCUGGCCAAGCUCCAGCACGCCGCCAGAUCGACAUGACUGACCCUCAGGGCACGUCGCCAUCGCAAUACGCACAUCACGUCCAUCACGGAACUACAUCCGAAUAGGCAGUUGUCACUUUGCCUCCCCUAAUGGUUCACCGUCCAAAGCUCCCAUGAGCCCAAUCUCGCAAGAUCGGGUCCUGGCCUGUUCCUGGCGAACCUUCUAUAAAGCUCAGCGGAUGUCCCGCCUCCAGUCUCACCAUCAUCCUCAUCCACAUCUCUUCAUCACAUCACCAGUCCUCCGCCGAACAUCAUGAAGUUCUCCCAGAGUCUCAUUGCCCUCGCGGCCUGCUUCCUGCCUCUCAUCGCCGCUGCUCCUGUGGAGGCACAGCACGCCAAGAUCCGCAGCCCUAGAGCCCAGGAUAUCAUCCCAGACAGCUACAUAGUUGUCUUCAACAAGGGCGUCAACGAUGCCGAUAUUGAGUCCGAGUUUUCCUCCGUCAGCCGCAUCCUGAGCAAGCGCAGAUCUGCCCACAAGGGUGUUGGCCACAAGUACAACAUCACUGGCUUCAAGGGCUACCAGAUCGAGACCGACACCGGUAGCAUCGGUGAGAUCGCCGCGUCGCCUCUGGUCGCGUGGAUCGAAAUGGACGGAAAGGUCCAAGCUAAUGCUCUCGAGACCCGCUCUGGUGCUACAUGGGGUCUCGGCCGCAUCUCCCACAAGGCGACUGGCUCCAACAGCUACAUCUACGAUGGCUCCGCUGGCUCGGGAUCAACCGUCUACGUUCUUGACACCGGCAUCUACAUUGAGCACUCGGAGUUCGAGGGCCGUGCCAAAUGGGGCGCAAACUACAUUUCGGGCUCCCCGGACACUGAUGAGAACGGACACGGCACUCACUGUGCCGGCACCAUCGCUGGCGCCACUUACGGUGUUGCCAGCAAGGCGAACCUAGUCGCCGUCAAGGUCCUCGACCGUGAUGGGUUCGGCGCCACCUCUGCCACCAUUGCCGGCAUCAACUUUGUUGGCCAGAACGGCAAGGAUGGCAAGUCUGUCAUCUCCAUGUCGCUCCGCGGCCACUACUCCGCUGCCGUCAACUCUGCUGUCGAAUCCACCGUCUCCAAUGGCGUCACCAUCGUCGUCGCUGCCGGUAACGACGGUGACGAUGCCUCCAACUACUCGCCCGCCUCUGCCAAGAAUGCCAUCACAGUCGGUUCCGUCGAUAGCACCGACACCCGCGCUAGCUCCUCCAACUACGGCUCCGUCGUUGAUAUCUUUGCCCCAGGUGUUAACGUGAAGUCCGCAUCGAUCGGCGGCAAGUCUGCCUUCAGCAUCAAAUCCGGAACCUCCAUGGCCACCCCCCACGUCGCCGGUCUCGCCGCCUACCUCAUCGGUCUUGGUGGACUUAGCUCCCCAGCCGCCAUCGCUUCCAAGAUCGCGUCCAUCGGUACCAAGGGCUCCGUCAAGGACCCUAAGGGUAGCGUCAACCUCAUUGCCUACAACGGCAACGGUGCUUAAAUUUCUCGCUUUUUGAGAGUUGAGAUGAUGGUGGAGGGAUGAGGAUUUAUGGAUCAUGAAUUUAUGGGGGAUGGAGACGGACUUAUCUUCUAAAAUCUAUAUAUUGGUUUUGUUUGGAUAGCUUAGCUAGCUAGUUGGUGGUGUGGAGGUUGUGGUAGAAUUCAGUAAACCUGUUUGGUAUAACGUGGUUUAUCAGCAUGUCGCGCACUUUUCACCAACCUACUACUUCAAAAUACAAUUAAACGACCAUAACAUACAAUAUUCAUUAAACUACUCAGAAUCUGAUGAACUAGACAUAUUUACACCUUCGGGAUAAGUUGGCGCAUAAUGACCAGUCUUUCCGCAAUUGCCACAACGUCGUGUAGUCAAUUGCCCCUCA